Messenger RNA from Sabethes cyaneus, 900 nucleotides. RefSeq names its product antigen 5 like allergen Cul n 1-like. NCBI's taxonomy places the organism in Eukaryota, Metazoa, Arthropoda, Insecta, Diptera, Culicidae. The transcript has 3 exons. Bases 35 to 823 code for a protein of 262 amino acids. The record is from RefSeq and is a predicted model, not a curated record.
UGGUGCAGCAGCCUAGUCGUCAAUCAGUUCCACAAUGUCUACGCAAUCGAUCAGUUAUAACAUGCCGUGGUGUCUUGGUGGUAUACUUUUACUAGUAACUUUGGGCAACGGUGUAAGAUCUCAUAAUAACCAGUUCAACUAUUGUCGAGCUGGAUUGUGUUCAACAGGUAUUCGGCAUGUGGCUUGCAACGAAAACAAAUUUGGAUCCAAUUGCAGCAAACCUUUGUUAAUAGAUAUGCCCCCCAAAUAUAUAAGCCUAAUUUUGAAUUAUCAUAAUGCGAAGAGAAACCAACUGGCAUGUGGUCUCAUGCGACGCUAUGCUUCAGCCAGUGCUAUGCAGAAAUUGCGCUGGAGUAGCGAACUGGCUAUGUUGGCAGAAUAUAAUGCUAAAAGUUGCCAUUUUGCGCACGACCAAUGCCACAACACUGUAAGGUUUCGUAAAACAGGGCAAAGUAUUGGUAUGAAGUGGUUCCAUGGAAUGAAUUACACAGAACCCUACAUCAUAAAGGAUCUUAUACGGAAAUGGUUUUUGGAACACAAGCAGACCAAGCAGCAGGACUUGGACCGAUACACCUUCGGUCCACACGGAUAUGAAAUUGGUCACUUCACCCAGAUGAUACAUGCCGACACCACAGAAAUUGGCUGUGCCUUCGUUCGCUUCCAAAAGCAAAACAACAACUUGAGCUUUAUGCACUACUAUCUUGUAUGCAACUAUUCCGAAGGAAACAUCGCCGAACGUCCAGUAUACCGCAAAGGCAAACGAUGCAGCAAGUGCAUCCAUGGUUGUACCAGAGGAAAAUUUCGCUGUUUAUGUCGUGGCUAGGCCUAGGACAAACCUUGAAAUAUUUAAAUGCACUUGUGUACUAGCUUGAAAACUUAUCGAUAACUAACAAUAAAAGA